Messenger RNA from Gekko japonicus, 948 nucleotides. It is a transcript of the gene YJEFN3, whose product is annotated as YjeF N-terminal domain containing 3. Gene Ontology annotation, molecular function: NAD(P)HX epimerase activity. The coding region runs from base 1 to 750 and encodes 249 amino acids. The transcript is spliced from 6 exons. NCBI's taxonomy places the organism in Eukaryota, Metazoa, Chordata, Lepidosauria, Squamata, Gekkonidae. Gene Ontology annotation, cellular component: mitochondrion. The record is from RefSeq and is a predicted model, not a curated record.
AUGGAGAAAGCUGGCUGCAAUUCGUCCCAUGGCAAAAGGGAGAUCCAGCCGCUCCACUACCUGAGCAGAGAAGAGGCAGAGGCCAUCGAGAAGGAGCUCCUGGAAGAAUUCCGAUUUGGACAGCAACAGCUGAUCGAGAUCUGGGGUCACGCCUGUGCCAUGGCGGUGGCCAAGGUUUUCCCUCUGCGUUCUCUGGCGAAGAAGCAGCCGACAUUAUUGGUGGUCUGUGGCUGUGAACAGAACGGGGCGAUCGGCUUGGCGUGCGCACGGCAUCUGCGUGUGUUUGAAUAUGAGCCAACGAUCUACUACCCCAAGAGAUCUUCUAACCCUCUUUAUAGGGAUUUUACUACACAGUGCGAGAAGAUGGAUAUCCCGUUUCUUUCCUAUCUGCCCACGGAGGUCCAGCUCAUCAGCGAUGCCUACAACCUGGUGAUCGAUGCCGUUCUGGGCGUGGAGGCUAACCCGGCUGAGGUAGCAGAGCCAUAUAUCAGCGUCUUGGCUACUCUCAAGCAAAUCCGGGUCCCCCUUGUCAGCCUGGAUGUCCCCUCUGGGUGGGACGUGGAGUCCGGCAGCAGCGAGGGGAUCAGUCCCGACGUUCUUGUCUCACUGGCUGCUCCCAAGCAGUGUGCCACCCGAUUCAUGGGCAAGCACCACCUGGUGGCCGGGCGCUUUCUCCCUUACGACGUGCAGAAGAAAUUUGAACUCAAUUUGCCGGAGUACACUGGCACAGAAUGUGUGGUUUCUCUUUAAGGACCCGGAGGCGUUCGCCGUCAAGCUGAGCGGGGUCCUCUGGCCACCAAGACAACCCUCAGCCUGCAUAGUUGGGAUGGCGAGGCUGGCCGAAGUCCCUGGUAUUAACCAUGUCAGUUUCUAGACUUUGGAAUAUUCCAUAGUGUGUAGGGGGGAUUAAAAGUAAUGCUUUUAUUAUGUUGUGUAAACCAGGCAAAC